AUGCCACUACCAGAUGAAUUUGACACAUACGAUGACUAUGUUAAAGAAUCAAAACAAUGGUUUGACAAAGAAAAUUCAAAUUUUGAACUACAAUUUCAGAAGUCACUUCAAAUCAACCAGAAAUUUUAUCUAAAACAUCGAAGAAGUUCCGGAACUGAUACAGAAGAGAUCAGAUUGCAAACUUUUAAACCACAAGAAUUCUCUUCUUUGUUAAAGCUAGAAACAAUGCCAACAAAAGAAAUGCCGAAGUUCUCAAAAGAACAAACUCAGCCAAUCAUAAUAGAAAACGAUUUUUACAAAAGAAUUCAAAAUUCUAAGGAAACAAUCAAGAAAUGGUACUUAUACGAAGAGCUAAUGGAUGAUUGCAGUGAAAGCAAUAGUAGAAAGCGAAAACUAAAUCAAAGUUCAUUUCCAAACAACAUUAUCGAAGAAUUAGUUUUGUUUGGUCCUUCAAAGCCAUUAUAUCGAACGCAGCCUGUUAUAUACGAUGCAUCGCGAAAAGAUAUAAAGCAAAUAACCAUAGAAAACCUUUUAAAUUUUUUAAAUCAAGAUCCAUUUUCAAUUUCAGAUAACAAUAUGAUUUCCAUAAUCAACGCUUCGUCAAAGAAGAUUAUUCCGGUCGGUUUUUUCUUGAAAUUGAAUGUUCUUCAGUUUUUUAGGUUUUCAAUUUUAAUUUGGAGAUUUUCUCCAUCUACUCCUCAUCCCUACCAUCCACACAUCGAUGACUUCCUUACAGAGCUAAGUAUCGUUAUAGAAAACAGGGAAACUUAUGAAAAAUUGUGGCAAUUUUCGAAGAGAGAAUUAAUUUUUUCCGGAAUCGAAAGAAUUUGCAAGAACCUUCCAUUUUGUAAGAAACUCUUAUCAAUAGUAACGAAAGACCACAAAUCUUUGAUUUCUUCCAUGACAAAUUACAUAAAUCAGUUUAAAGAGACAAUUAUUGACAUGAUUGUUGAAUUUCCGAUGGUCCCACUCACAGUGAUUGAUAUCCUCGUUGGAUCUCUUUAUUCCAAUGAAUCUCCUUUCUUUGAAACGAUUUCGAAAUCAAUUUUCACGGAUUUCUACUUUCUUUCGAAUUUCAUACUAACAAGGAAGCUAGGAAUUUGUAUCCAGCAAUAUCCGAAUAUAGGAAAUGCGAUGUUUAUGAGCAAAUCCUUUAAUUUCAAAAAUUUUAAUUACGAAAACAAAAUUUUCUCUUUUUUGUACUCGUUGCAAUAUCCAUAUGUUCCAUCAACAUUUAUAUCUAACUUGAGAUGGUUCCAACUCGUUGCCGCUGAGUGUUUGACGAAAGAUACAAAAAGUUCCAUUUCUUUUUUGAAGGAAACGGUUUUAUUUAUAAUUAGAUUGAAUUACAAGAAUUUUCAAAAGCCAUGUGAGUCGUUGGAACAUGUAUUAUCCCCAUUUUUUGCAAAUCUCGUUGCAUCAAUUGACAAAAACAAAGAUCCUGACUGCAUUCGGUUGAAAAUAGAUAUGGUUGCUAAGAUAUUCUAG
This is a messenger RNA of Trichomonas vaginalis G3, 1488 nucleotides long. RefSeq lists its product as uncharacterized. Bases 1 to 1488 code for a protein of 495 amino acids. The transcript has a single exon. NCBI's taxonomy places the organism in Eukaryota, Parabasalia, Trichomonadida, Trichomonadidae. The record is from RefSeq and is a predicted model, not a curated record.